This is a messenger RNA of Aspergillus tanneri, 312 nucleotides long. RefSeq lists its product as uncharacterized. NCBI's taxonomy places the organism in Eukaryota, Fungi, Ascomycota, Eurotiomycetes, Eurotiales, Aspergillaceae. The transcript has 2 exons. The coding region runs from base 1 to 312 and encodes 103 amino acids. The record is from RefSeq and is a predicted model, not a curated record.
AUGUACCUCCUCCGGCAGUUGUUCCCAGACGUCGACAAAUACCCAUGCCUACGGGGACGGCUUCAACGCGAUCGAUGGGGGUGUGUACGCAAUGCAAUGGACAACGAGCGCAAUUUCGUUUGGCUAUUCCCUCGUGACAGUAUCCCGGCGGACAUCACAUCUGGGGCUCCAGAACCAACCGCCUGGGGCACGCCGUUGACCCGGCUCGUGGCCUCGGGCGUGGCCUCGGGCUGCGACUUUGGCUCACUCACUUCAAAAUGCAAGCGUGUGGGCAUCAACUCCCGAGUGCAGUGCGAAGGCUGCUACCUGUAA